ACAAUAAACCUUAGAAAAAUAAUAUUGAUUUGUUCGGCAGUUGAAGAAUUUGAUUUUCUAACAAUAUUGAAAAAAGAUCCGUAAGUCCUCAUAUCCAAAAGGAAUCUAAAUAUAAAAAUAAAUUGAGUAUUGUAUUACAUUACCUGAAAAACCUUAAUCUCGCUCGAAACGAUGAUAAUCUAAAUCUUUUUAACAUUAGCGAAUGAAAACACAACCAAAUAUGCCUUGGAGCUAAUUGUCAUGUUAUGAGUAAAGCGCACAGUGAACUAAAACGCAAAUUUCGCGAAAUGUGAAUACAAUUAUGAUGUAUUUGAUGUGAGUUUUUUUGAAAAAUUGGACCUUACGUUCAACAGUAUGAGCACACCAGAUAUUGGUGAUGGAUAGAAAAUUAUGCUUGUAUUAUCAAAUGGUCGUUAAUAACGUAGUUAGUAAUGCAUGUUGGGAAGGAAUUUCUAUUCAAAAAAUGUACAUUCAUGCAAAUCAUAAAACAGUGACAAUUAAAAAUAAACUGAAAUAACAAAUUUUGCCAAGGACGAUUUUUUUAUUUAAAUAUGGUAACUGGUAUUUCAUUUUGUUACUAAAUAUUAAUCCAGAUUUUGCCUAAAUCUAAAGAUGUUUCAAUGCUUCGUCCUGCUGCUGUCGAUUGGGAUAUUGUUUAUAACACACAAGGGAGUUCACGUUGAUGCAGAUGGAUCUUGCUCUGUAGCUCAUGAAGGCGAAAUCACCACAGUAACGUUCAUGAGAAAUCCUCUAACUACCCAACAUACCAGUACCAGACAUAGACCCGGAAAACAAGGACCGAUCGGACCUAAAGGAGAUAUUGGUCCACCUGGAGAAAAGGGAGAUAGAGGACCACCUGGUCCUGCAAUAUCGUUGCAAUCUUCCCAGAUACUUCGUCGUCAUGAAGCACGAAUUUCAGAGCUCGAAGACACAAUAUCAAAUCUCAAAACAUCGCUUAUCGAGUCGCUUGGAUAUUACAAAGCUCGCAAUGAUCACUAUUACAAGUGGUUUCAUGAAUUAGUGGAUUUCAAUACAGCGAAAGAUAGGUGUCAACAAAUGGGAGAUCAACUUGCGUCCGUGGGAAUGAGAGACCCGCAGAUUAAGCGAGAAGUUUACGAUGCUCUUGGAAUAUCUACAACGUAUACUUGGGUUGGUUUGCGAGACAUUAAUCGACGUGGGACGACCUGGACCUGGGUAGAUGGGGUAACAUCGUCCAAAUAUGAGAUUGGGUGGUCAGUGAAUCAACCCGAUAACCCUGGAAUAGAAAACUGCGCUCAUUUUCAUGGAGCCAUCACUUUCAAUGACUACUCUUGUAGCAGAACGAUAAAAUAUUUGUGCGAAAAACUUUCUGUAUAACUUUAUGAUAAAAUAAUUGAAUUGAAUUGCAAAUUUUAUUAUGGUAAUCACAAAAACACAAACAUGUCUACUUACGUUGAAAUUUGGUUUGGGCGUUGAUUUCAAAAAUUGACCUUGUGCUAAAAGUCUUUAAUGAGGGCGCUUGUGUUUUUUUUUUUUUGUUCAC
Molecule: messenger RNA, 1522 nt
Organism: Styela clava
Lineage: Eukaryota; Metazoa; Chordata; Ascidiacea; Stolidobranchia; Styelidae
Source: RefSeq, a predicted model, not a curated record